AUGUUCAGCUCACCAUCGACUCGAGCGACUCCUCGAAAGGCAGCUUCACGAGCGUCCCUCGCUCGAUCGAGGCAUCAAACACCUUCCAUCUUUGCGGAGUCAGCUUCUCUCUCUCAAGCGCCCACACCUUCUGUCAGAUCAUCUCGUUUGGCAGUGGUCAAGCGAGGUGCAUCACCAGCUUCUUCAGCAGGUGAUACAGUGCGUACGACUAGGCAGGAUGAAGGGUAUGAGAGGGAUAGAGUGUCAUGGAGCAGGGAUGAAAGGCAUUUGGUCUCUAGCCUGGGACCAUUGCCGAAAGAAGUUGCUUCAUUAGUCAAAAGUUCAGACCUGGCCGCCAACCCUAUCGCCGGUCACGUCGACUCGAAGAGUGGAUUCGCUAUGGUAGCAUCACCUUCUGUCUGCAUUGCAUGGAAUUACACCAAGCGCACGCAUUCAGCACCGACAACAUACACAUUUCCCGCUCCUUCAGUCUCGUACUCCACAACGCCUACUCAACCUCCGACUCUCGCAGCCCUUUAUACGGGCUCAGCCUCUUCCGAGCCUGGCAUGAUCUUGGUCUCGACAUCCGGCGAGAUCAGAUUUUGGGAAAGCAUGAGCUUAGCAUUAGCCAAUGUGGAAAGAUUUCAAGAGAUAUACGUCGAAUUAGGUGAAGAUGACUUUAUCGAUAGACUAUGGAAAAUCGAUGGCAAUAACUUCCUGCUUACGACAACUUCCUCUUUUGUCUUUCGGUUGACAAUCUCGUCGUCUGGUGGGAGGGUUGUACCUACCUUGACAAACUUGACUCGACCGGGAGGUAUGUUUGGUCGAGCUUCCGCUCAGAUUUUCAUCGCUAGGGAAGAUAAAGUUGGUAUAUCAUCGGUCGCAAGUACUUCAGGAGAUGUGUACGUUAUGGCUCGAAGGAUGUUGCAAAAGUGGGCAUUCAGCCCUGAUGGCCAGAAACUCGUUCAAGAAUACGAUCUGCAUGAGAUGAUAGGGAAUUGGUGCUUCGACAACUGGUCAAGUGGAAAUGUGUCACUGGAGCUCAAUGAUCUUGUUUCGUUUGGCUCCGAUGAACUUGCUGUACUCAUCUCUUACGUCGAGCAGCAAACGGGGACUUCAGAGUAUCCCAGAUUACACAAUUCUCAUGCCAUAGUGAUGUUUUCAAUCCAGCCUCGAUCUCAAUCACUCAUGAUAUCGAGAGUUGUCAAUGUUUCCUACCUUGCCCAUUCCGAUCCAAGGAUGCUUGAUGUACCUCGUUUGCUAGUACCUCCUGGCAGUUCGAUGGCAUUCAUCCGCUUUGCAGAAGUUGUUUUGAUGGUAUCUCUAGACGAAGGCUCUCCAUACGAGGAAGCGAUAACUCUCAAAGACUCCGGUCGAAAUGCCUUCGUCGGUGCUGGUAGCAUCAUAUCAUCAUCCGCUAAGAAGGGAAGCAGUCUUCCCUCAAUCGUAGCUAUACCUGCCUUUGGUGGGUUGAUGUCUAUUGAGGCUCUCGAGGGUAGCGAAAGGUCAGAGACUUUCACACAAACAUCUUCCGCUACUGCUCGGUUGAAGUCAAAAAUGGAACAGGCUGUGUUCUUUGGCGAGAGGAGUGAUAAUCCUCUGUCAUUUGAUCUUCCGGCCGGCUUUCAGGGUGAUUUGGCAGAGGCGGCUGAGACUGUAUCAGCAGAGAUCGUAUCGUCCAAUUCACCAUAUAUGCCUGGAAUCUUCGAAAUUCGUCCUCAUCUUAGCGAUAGACUUCUGAGACUGAAAGAACUGAUGAAUUUCAUCCGUCAUAAUGGUUUGUUGAACAUUCUGCCGCAAAGCACUCGUCGCCGAUUGUCCGGGGACGCGGAGAAGAUCAAAGGAGCGAUCGAGCUGUGGGAUUACCAGAAUAAGCAUAUGGAGCAUAUGCACACCCAAUCCCCGCAGUCUCUUUUAUCAGACUCGAUCUUUACGUAUAUGCGUCAAGCGGACGUGGUAGAAGAGGAAGAUUUCGUUAGAUUGUUUUUUCGAACACAGGUGCAAAAUCUUGACAAAUUGCUUGAGAUUGUAUCUGCGACUGCUCGAGCAGCUUUGGAUGCGGUCGAUAGGAAUGAGCUGUCUUCAUGGGUUACCGAGGCAAACAGAAUUUUCAUUAUCGUGGAAAGAGCUGCCGCUCAGUAUCGAGAAGAGGAGCUUUACACAUACGAGAUCGAUCGAGAGCGACCGGCAAUCGAGAUUUGGACAGCCCAGGAAUCACUCAUCGAGUCAUUGGACUUCCUUUACACCACCACAGAGGCUUUGAUCAAAGAGAGAACUCGUGAUCUGGGAUCAGUCAUAGAUGAACCUCCUUCAGAUACGGCGGAACCUGCUUUGAGGAGAGAACAACACCUGCAAUCGAGGUUGAAAGGGCAGAUGGCCAUACUCGCAGCUGCCCUGUGCACAAAUAUGGAGGACAAGUGUCGUACGACUUCUAGAAGGGAAAUAGAUGAGGGAGCGGAUCCGCAAGAAGGUAUACGCUUAAGAGAGAAAUGGGCAGAAAUGAAACCUAGAGUGAUCAGGCCGUUAGUGAGCAUCGACCGCUUGUCGGAAGCAUAUGAGUUGGCCGAAAACCACACGGACUACCUCACGCUGGUGAUACUAUGUCAUGAGCAGGCGAAUUCUGAUACUGCUAGAUUACAAAGAUAUAUCGAAAGGUUUGGCGACGAAUUUGCCUUUGUACUUUAUCAGUGGUAUAUCGAUCAAGGUCAAGCAUAUGAAUUGCUCAAUCAGGACGAAGUCUAUGGCGUCCUCGUAACCCGGUUCUUUGCCGAAAAUGAUUAUCCGGAACUUGCGUGGAUGCAUCAUCUUGCUUUUCAGCGGUACGACCAAGCCGCUGGUGCAUUGAGGGAUGUGAUGAGGGAUGAUAACACAAGAGCAUUAAAUCAGCAACAGCUGGUGGGAAGUAUCGCCAAACUGGCUGCCAUUGCAGAUGUCAGAUCUAAAGGUAUAUCCCAUGAUAGGAAGCGAUUACUUAUUGAACUGGAUGACGAGCUUGACCUGGUCAACGUGCAGUCCGGUCUGAUCUCAUAUUUCUCACCGCCGACCCGUCGUGCUGCUCCUAAAUUAGAUGAACAAGUGACCCUAUUGGCAGACAGACCGGCUUUCAAAAGGAUAUUCUUCGACUUGACACAGCAGCUCCUGGAUGGUCUAGCGCUGGAUCUUGAAGGGCUAGUUGAUGUCCUAACAUUGAAAGAUAACUUCGAGAGGACGGGAGAUGCAGCAGUAGCCUUGGAACGUUUAGUUGGCGACAUGACUUUACCAGAAGGUAGGAAACAGGUAGCUUUGUUAUCGAUAUGGAGAAGAGUAUAUAUACGAGACGACUGGGCCACCAUUUCCAAUACCACCGGACGAAGUGAGCAAGCUCAGCGGUCGAAAGUACGAAGUACAUUGGCAUAUCAGACGAUAAGAGCAGUGAAUGACAUCAAAGACUUCCCACCUAAUUUUAUCCUAUCUCCAUUCACUUCGUCACAACCGCCUUUACCCGCGGAGCUGGCUGCGCGAUUCCCAAACUUCUCAGCGGAGGAUAUAGCGUCUUUGAUGGAAGACCACGAAAAGGAGAUUGAGAUCCUCAAUAGGUAUCUAGGAGAGAAUGGCUUAGAAGAGAGAAUAAGGGAAGUGGCGGAGUUGGUCAAGAACGAUUUGGAGGAAGAAAAAAGGGAAGAAGGUGAUGUUGAUAUCGUCAUGUAA
Kwoniella mangroviensis CBS 8507 is the source of this 3666-nucleotide messenger RNA. RefSeq lists its product as uncharacterized. The record is from RefSeq and is a predicted model, not a curated record. Gene Ontology annotation, cellular component: nuclear pore outer ring. NCBI's taxonomy places the organism in Eukaryota, Fungi, Basidiomycota, Tremellomycetes, Tremellales, Cryptococcaceae. Bases 1 to 3666 code for a protein of 1221 amino acids. Gene Ontology annotation, molecular function: protein binding; structural constituent of nuclear pore. The transcript is spliced from 23 exons. Gene Ontology annotation, biological process: transcription-dependent tethering of RNA polymerase II gene DNA at nuclear periphery; poly(A)+ mRNA export from nucleus; protein import into nucleus.